Anopheles stephensi (Asian malaria mosquito) is the source of this 2704-nucleotide messenger RNA. RefSeq names its product venom acid phosphatase Acph-1-like. Gene Ontology annotation, molecular function: phosphatase activity. Gene Ontology annotation, biological process: dephosphorylation. The transcript has 6 exons. Bases 1381 to 2619 code for a protein of 412 amino acids. NCBI's taxonomy places the organism in Eukaryota, Metazoa, Arthropoda, Insecta, Diptera, Culicidae. The record is from RefSeq and is a predicted model, not a curated record.
AGCUGCGUGUUACUACAAACUGUAGCGAUGUAAAGAAUUCGUUGCCCAUGUGCAUGCACCGCGCUAGUUAACUCAGUAUUAUGUGGUCGGCCUAUUGUAUAGUGAUUGGAUCAAUCAUCAUCCCCGAAGGUGACAUCAGUGAAGAGUCUUCCAUGAGGGUACACCGUUUGGUGAUCUUCAUCAUAAGCGGCAUAAGAAACUACACCCAGAACCCCAGAACGAUGUUGUCCGUAGUGCGCGCGCUGUGACAAGUGCGACUCAACCACGGUCUUACUCAGAAAUUGCUACGUUUCUACACAGAUUGCAAUCCUAGAUAAACCACCGUCCGAUAACGCCUUUACAUUCCACCGGGCAGCGCGAAUGAUAAGAACUCGUACAGGGGAGGUAACUUGGUACAUGGAAGAGGCGAAACGACAAAACUCACCGUUUCACGGUCCAACGCAUUUACCAGCGAAACAUUGAACGUGGCAGAACGGUGAGGUCAGGCUGUGCAAUUCUUCCCGGAAAGGCAAUCGGACUGUACCACUAAUUCGCGUGAUCGUGCCCAGAGUAAAAUAGUGAACCGUGAAUAUUUCCGAUUUAAAGUUCCGGCCGCAGUAGCGUGCACGCACCCUUAAAACCUUUCCAAUGUGUUAUGGAGCCAUCCCAACCUUAGACCAGGAGGCAUACCUUCGCGGAGAAGGCACUGGUAACUUUCAAAUAAACAGGCCACCCUCCCGUACGCUGUCCGCCGUCACACGGUCCGUACUGCCCCAGGUGCGUCUGUUCCGUAUCCAGGUGCCGGACAACACACCGUCCGCAACGGUCACAACAACCACCGGUCCCGUUGCCCGGCCCGAACCCGAACGGACGAACCAACAACCGUCCAAUUAAACCGAUUACCUGACACCCGGGUGGUGGUGCACACACCCGAAAACCUAGUCCCGGGGCGCGCUUAUCACCGGUGACCAUCAGCAAUCCGGGACAAACCGGUAUCUCCCACCGCUCUUAGAACCAAGCAAAAAAAAAAAACAAAAAACGCCCUCAAACACACCAUGACACAGACAAGCAGACAACCCCUACGAAAACAUUACUAACUGGUUCUGGGAUCUUACCCCGGCAGCAUCACCCCAAACUUCCAUCUUACUGUGCGUGUGUCUGUGUGUACUGGGCAGGACGGUGGAUGCCGCUCGCUCGCUUGUCGUAAUUUGGCUAUAAACAAUUAACACAGCCAAACACAGUCUCCCGUCCCAGACAACACACACACACACACACACACACACACACACACACACACACACACAGAGCGUGUGCCAUCUGCCAACCCCCUCAACAGAGGCUCGUUCUCCUCAGAGCCUCUCGCAGCGCCUAUAUAAGAAGCGGGUCCGAUCCAGCUGCGCCAUGUAUUAUUUGAGCCGCCGUGUGCUUAUCAUGUUGACGUGCAGUGUGCUGAUCACGACGAUCGUCUUCUUUACCGCGUACGGCGUGUACGGAGCACCCUCGUCCGCGGAGGACCUUUCGGAUGACAAUGGCGAGUUUCUACACGUGCUGGGUCGACGGCCCGGCUAUGAGCUAAAGCAAGUGCACGUGUUUUUCCGCCACGGACAACGCACCCCGGCCGACACGUAUCCGAACGAUCCGUACGUGAACUACACCUUCGAGCCGUACGACUGGGGACAGCUGACGAAUAAAGGCAAACACUCCGUGUAUGAGCAGAUUGGCAUCUGGCUGCGUGAACGCUACGGACGGUUCGUCGGCGAAACGUAUCGUGCCAAGAACGUCCACGUACAGACGACCGGUGUUCCGCGAACGCAGAUGUCGAUGCAGCUAGUGCUGGCGGGUCUGUUCCCGCCGGACGACACACCGCUCGAGUGGAACCGUCGGCUAAACUGGCAACCAAUUCCGUACUUCAGUGAACCGCUCAGUCAAGAUACGCUUCUACUGGUGCGUGUGUCCUGUCCACGGUACACCGAAACGGUGCAGGAAUCAUUCAAGCUUCCCGAGGUGGUAUCGCUUAUGAACGCCAACAAGCAGCUGUUUGAGAAUCUCACGCGCAUCACCGGCCUGACCAUAGCGAAUCCGGACGACGUACAGUCACUGUUUAGCACGCUCAAAGCUGAGUCCGAGUACGGUCUUAAGCUGCCGGCCUGGACAAAAGCUUACUACCCCGACAAGCUGCUGCCGCUGACGAAGAAAAGCUACGCCCUCAACGUCUACACCGACGAGAUGAAGCGACUGAAGGGGGGUCCCUUCCUGCGCAAAACACUCAACGAAUGGGAGGCGCUGAUCGCGAACCCAGCCGGCUCGCACAAGAAAAUCUUCCUCUACGCCGGACACGAUUCGACCGUCGUUAACAUUCUGUCGGCGUUCAAGGUUUGGAACGAGAGCGUCCUGCCGGAUUACGGAGUGAUGGGCGUGCUGGAACUGUACCGCGACACUACCGGUGGGCAGUACGCGGUGUCCGUCAGCCAGAAGCUGCUCGGCCAGCGGCUCCAGCGUCUGACGAUCCCCGGCUGCACCGAGCUGUGCCCGAUCGAGAAGCUAAAGACGGUGCUGAAAGCCACCAUACCGACCGACUGGAAGAAGGACUGUGUGGCGAAAAAUCCCGACACCGUCGAACCACCCCCAUCGGGACCUUAGGCCGUAAGGACUGUUUUGCGUAGCUAGUGUUAGUGGCUGUACCAUAGUGUAAGGUGUGAUUAAAUUAGUUGUCUCAACGUCGCAA